This is a messenger RNA of Pangasianodon hypophthalmus (striped catfish), 3372 nucleotides long. RefSeq names its product low density lipoprotein receptor class A domain containing 2 (gene ldlrad2). The record is from RefSeq and is a predicted model, not a curated record. Gene Ontology annotation, molecular function: protein binding. The transcript has 5 exons. Lineage: Eukaryota; Metazoa; Chordata; Actinopteri; Siluriformes; Pangasiidae. The coding region runs from base 434 to 1558 and encodes 374 amino acids.
CUACAGUCUCCACACUGAGGAUGAUGAUGAUGGUGAUGGUGAUGGUGGUGAUUAGGAUGAGGAUGAUGAUGAUGAUGAAGAUGAUGGUGGUGAAUGGACGGAGCCCCUCCCUGUGAGCGCGUGGUCUUUUCUUUUGGGAGGGGUGGGUGCCCUGUUGCCAUGGAAACGGCGCAGACGCGUGGAAGUGACGAAGAGGCAUCAAAAGUGGCGAUGAUGAAGCAGGAACCACUCCUGAUGCAAAAACUCCUCCAGCUUUAGGACUUAAUAACAGGCGCUUAUAACAGCCACAUGAGCGGAUCGCGCAUCAUGGGGAUCACAGCUUUAACUUUCUAAUCUGGUGAAAUGUUACAAUGACGUUGGCGGAUCUAUAACGCUAGAGAAACUUGGAGGAAAGGAAAAAAAAAAAAGAAACACUCCAGACUUGUGACUCCUCAUGGCCAGACUUGGGUUUACAUGGUUUGUUCUUCUGAGUAUAAUGCCACUGCAAACUGAUGCCAUAGAGACAGUGAACGUGGUGGAUUUCUGUGGCCAGACAGUACGGGGGGAUGGCAUGAUCGUCCGGUCCCACCAGGAGUCGCGCAGGUACUACUUUGUCAGCAUGGGCACCGACUGCCACCUGACCGUGCAGGCAGCCACGCCCCGCGACAAGGUGCAGUUCCAGUUCCGCUUCUUCCUGGUUUACAGCCUGCUGCGUGUGUCACCCUUCAGCCCCGUCCCCUUCGUCCCAGAGUCGGCCCGGGGUCCCUCGCAUUCGGGUUCCACACGGCCUGACCAGCGCAUGGAGCCUACGCCGGAUGAGGGCCAAGGAGACCCGUGUCACGCUGGUUCUUACAUCCAGUUCUAUGAUGGGCGGGAUAAGAUGGCGCCCCCUAUCGGGCCUCCACUUUGUGGAAAGAGCCUGCCACGCCCAGUCCUGUCCACUGGAAACUAUCUGACUCUGCGACUGGUGACCAGGGGGACUCAACCACGUGUGGAUUUUGUUGGGGACUUCACCUCAUUCAGACUGGGGUUUAAUCAAUCUGAAUGCAGCAGUGAGCCUUAUUUCACCUGCCAAAAUGGAAAAUGCAUCCCAAUGAGUCUGGUGUGCAAUGACGACAAGGGAAUCGACAACUGUGGAGAUGGCACCGACCUGCAAGAUUACCCAGGAUGCAACAGUCUGUUGUCCACAGCUAGCACACGUCAGCCGUAUGUAACUCCUCCGCCCAUGUCGAAUGUGGCCACCAUGAGGGCAUCGACUCUGGAGAAGUGCAGUGGCUCAAACCUCAUCCCCGACAUUGAUUCUGUCACUGAUUCUCCUCCGUACGUGUCUCUGCUGGCGCUCUACGUGGUUCUUGGAGUUCUGGCCGGCUCAGUGGUCGUGUGCUGGUGCUGCUGGUCUCCCGGCUGGUUCCUCUGGAGAGUGAGUGUGUUUCGUUUCCUGCCGUGCUGUAACUCCUGCUGUGCCUCGUGUCAGCUGUGCAGCCGGAGCUGCUUGCAGAACAAAGAACACCGGCUGGCCAAGGUCACACCGCAGCAAUCCUCCACGCCCGCAGCCUCCACCACCACCGUGGCCGUGUAGAGUCUGCACAGGAGGACUCGCUCUGAAAGUGUCUGAUGGAGUGAUGGAGAAGGACACUGUGGUGGUAACGUGUUCAUCAUGACGCGUGCUCAAAGACGUGCGUUUGUGGUUUGGAACUGGGGCAAAUAUUUUGUUUUCUGUCUGCUGCUUUUAUAUGAAAUUGUGUUAUCGUGUUUUUAUGUCUUAAAAAUUUGUGCAGUUCAGUUUCGUGUAUCGCUCACUGGAUAUACAGAAGAAGAUGACGUCAGUAUUAUCACAGCGAUCCCAGGCACUCUGUGCUCAUUUAUAACCAGAAAAUGGACCUAAAAGAGGUAUUCACAUUUCCCAAAAGGACCAUGCACAAAAGGCGUUCAAGUCCGGACCGAUUCUGUUUUCAAAACGACAGUCCAAACAGUUUCACUAUUCCCAGAGCUAUUGUUGAAGAUGCUUACAUAACAGCUAUGAGUGUCUCGGUGUCAGUUUGGCACGUUGCUCUGUCGUGAUGAGGUGCAUUUUUCCUCACGGCUGUUGCUCAGUUACUGAGCUCUGUCCUGUUCACCCAGAGGUCAUGUCCUGAAGCGUGCACUCUGCUCUUAUACGGCUCUGUAAUGGAGCCCCACCACACAACAGCACAAACACUGCUCACUUACAGCUCAGUAUCAUUUUGCAUUAGUCCUGCUUUGGGUUUAGUCUCAGUUUGGGUUUACUCUCGUUCUGGGUUUAGUUUGAGUUUGAGGUAGGUCUCAUUUUGGGUUUAGUCUCAUGUUGGGUUAAGAAUCACUUUGGGGUUCAGUCUCAGCUUGAGUUUAAUCUCAGUUUCUUCUUAGUCACACGUCUGUGCCCAGUCUGGUUUGGGCUUAGUCUCAGUUUGUGUUUCGUCUCAUUUUGAGUUUAGUCUCAUUUUGAGUUUAGUCUCAUUUUGAGUUUAAUCUCGGUUUGGGCUAGUCUCAGUUUGAAUCUAGUCUCAGCUUGUGUUUAGUCCUGGUAUGGACACAGUCUCAGUUUUGGUUCAGUCUCAGUUUGGGUUUUAUUCUUACUUUGGGUUUAGACUUGUUUUGGGUCUAGUCUCAGUUUGGGUUCAGUUAUGGGUUAGUUUUAGUUUGAGGGACAGCUGGGAAAGGCAACAUUGCUGACUUUGUUACACUGAUGAGCAAAAACUGAGACUAAACUCAAACCGAAACUAAGAUCACUGAUACUAAACCCAAAUCAACACUAAGCCAAAUUUAAACUAAACCCCUGUUCAGACUAAAGCCUGUUUUAUGCUACGUUCUGUGUUUAGUAAAGCCACUCUCUGAAACAAGAACCGCCCACCUUGCAGUGAUUGGUCAAUAGUGACAUAUGGAGUGUGAAUAGAAACAGGCUGGAAAUUUUCGUCUUUGCUUUUAUUUCGAGCGUCUCUCAGAAGCUCUUAUGAUCAUUUGUAAUCUAAACUUUAUACCAAAUUGUAAACUAAACGUAGCUGAAACUGGGCUUAGUCUUGGUUUGGGCGUGUUCAGUAUCACAUUUCCCUCGGGGUCUCUGUUCUGCACGUGUUGAUGCACUGUUGAAGGGGUUUGGGUCAGAUUGGAAAAAUAAUGGUACAUAAUAUUUCUAAGAGAGAUAUUUCUAAGACUGAUCAAAUAUUAUACCAAAAACUGUGUUAGUCUCUAGCUAUAUGUCUAUAUAUAUAUUUUUAUGUAUUUUUCUUCUUGUGGAUUUAUGUAUUUUCCAAGUAGAUAGUUUGAUAUGAGUGUAGAUACCACUGUCUUUGUUUUUUAUGCUUGAUUAAAAUUUGAAUGUAAAUACAGAUAUAAUGUAUGAUUUAUGCUUUUCAUACGAGCUCUGGAACAUUCACA